This is a messenger RNA of Myotis daubentonii (Daubenton's bat), 13534 nucleotides long. RefSeq names its product DDB1 and CUL4 associated factor 10 (gene DCAF10). Gene Ontology annotation, cellular component: Cul4-RING E3 ubiquitin ligase complex. Lineage: Eukaryota; Metazoa; Chordata; Mammalia; Chiroptera; Vespertilionidae. The record is from RefSeq and is a predicted model, not a curated record. Gene Ontology annotation, molecular function: protein binding.
CGGGGUUAGGCCAGCGCGCGCCGGAAGUGGCGGCGGGAGCGGGAGCGCUGAGCUGUAGGCCGGUGGGGCAGCGGCCCGGAGCCGGGGGCGGGGGCGUUAGUCAUGUUUCCCUGCGGGCCCGGUAGCCCCGGAGGGGACCGUAUGGCCGGAGCCGGGACGGAGGAGCCAGCCCCCCUCGGGGAGCAGGCGACAGCCGUCGUGCUGCUCGCUGCCCCGCUCUGGCCGCCGCCGCCAGGGGCUGACGCAGCCCCUCCCCUGUCGCCCUCCAGGAGCCCUCGCUGCCCCGGCAGCCCCUCGCCGUCCCCGGCCGCGCGCGCCGCGGGAGCCCCGAAGGCUUCCGCGGCUCCCGCCCCAGGAAAGGCGCCUCAGCCCUCCCCGCCGCGCCGGCGAGCUGGGCCGGACUGCGGGGCCGGCGGCCUGGGCGGCCCGGGGGCCCGGCUGUUCGGGUGGCUGCGGGAGCGCUGCCUGGGCCGCGGGCUGUUCGUGGACCCGGCGCGGGACAACUUCCGCACCAUGACAAACCUCUACGGCUCCAUCCACCCGGCCGACUCGGUGUACCUCAGCACUCGCACCCACGGGGCCGUCUUCAACCUCGAGUACUCGCCCGACGGGUCAGUGCUGACGGUUGCUUGUGAACAGACUGAAGUUCUGCUUUUUGACCCUAUAUCAUCAAAGCACAUAAAAACACUUUCUGAAGCCCAUGAAGACUGUGUAAAUAAUAUCAGAUUUCUUGAUAACCGGCUGUUUGCUACCUGCUCUGAUGACACUACAAUAGCACUAUGGGAUCUGAGAAAAUUGAACACCAAAGUAUGCACUUUACAUGGUCACACUAGCUGGGUGAAGAACAUCGAAUAUGAUACUAAUACAAGACUCUUAGUAACAUCAGGAUUUGAUGGAAAUGUCAUUAUUUGGGACACCAACAGGUGUACAGAAGAUGGGUGUCCACAUAAGAAAUUUUUCCACACACGUUUUCUCAUGCGAAUGAGAUUAACACCAGAUUGUUCCAAAAUGUUGAUCUCAACAUCCUCUGGAUAUCUCUUGAUUUUGCACGAUCUUGAUUUAACCAAGUCUUUAGAAGUAGGCAGCUAUCCCAUUUUGAGAGCAAGAAGAACUACAUCAAGUUCAGAUCUGACCACUUCAUCAAGUUCAUCUGGUCCUAGAGUUUCUGGUUCACCUUGUCAUCAUAGUGAUUCUAAUUCAUCUUCCGAGAAACACAUGUCACGAGCCUCGCAAAGAGAAGGAGUUUCACCACGAAAUAGUCUUGAAGUCUUAACCCCUAAAGUUCCUGGUGAGAGAGACCGUGGAAACUGCAUCACAUCUUUACAGCUGCACCCAAAAGGCUGGGCCACUCUUCUUCGGUGCUCAAGCAACACUGAUGAUCAGGAGUGGACUUGUGUCUAUGAAUUCCAAGAAGGAGUUCCGGUACGACCUGUCUCACCACGCUGUUCUCUACGACUGACUCAUUACAUUGAAGAAGCCAAUGUAGGCAGGGGUUAUAUCAAAGAACUUUGCUUCAGCCCUGAUGGGCGAAUGGUUUCUUCCCCACAUGCCUAUGGGAUUCGAUUGUUGGGAUUUGACAAACAGUGCAGUGAACUUAUUGACUGUUUGCCCAAAGAAGCCAGUCCCUUGCGGGUGAUCCGUUCUCUGUACUCUCAUAAAGAUGUUGUACUGACGACAAAGUUCUCCCCAACACAUUGUCAGAUUGCCUCAGGGUGCCUUAGUGGACGGGUUUCUUUGUAUCAGCCAAAGUUUUAGGCACAACUUACAACAAAAUAAGCAACUCUUCUGGUGUUUGACAUAUAAAUUGCUUCAAUUGAGGUGAAGUAUUUUCUUUUUUAGACGAUCUUAAAAGUUUGGGUCAAGAUCCUGAUUCUUAUGAACACACCUGUGACCUGAGGACUUGGUCGUCCAGCAUCAUAGGGGCAUUGCCAAGUUAGACUCUAUGCAGCAGCAUCUUGUGCAGCAUUCCUCAGCUCCUGCUGAUCUGUGCCACUGAACCCCAGUUCUGGUUAUUUUGCAUGUUAGCUCUUGUAGAGUUUCUUUUUUCUUUUUUGAUUUUGGUGUGAAUUUUGUGGACAUUUAGCAGGAGUUUUGGUUGGGUUAGAAGAAAUCUGUGACACUAGAAUAAAACCCAAACGUUUGAUGUUGGCAUACUGAUUGUUGAAAAAGAAAUUUCAUCUUCCCUUACCAGUAUAUUUGGUCUUUUAAAGUUGCUGUUAUGUUUCUCAAUAACGAGCACAGAUAAUGGCAUUAUUCUCAUAACUCUUGGAUAGUCUUUCAACAAAAUGUCUUUUAAGCUUCCUGUUAAAAUUAUACAUAGGGUUUUGUUGUGACAUUCUAGAAAAAAUAUUAUCACCUCUCUUUGUAAUUUACUUGUAUGAAUUUUAAAAUCUCUAGCAUGUGUCCUUACUUGGUAUUUUGUUCCUGUCAACAGCAUUAGGGAGGAAGAGGGGAGAAGGAAUGAGCUUUGGUUGUUUCUGUUGUUUAGAAGAGAAUUUAUUUAUUGGAUUAGUACACUAUCUGACCACAGAGUGAUGAGGACAGCGUGUCUCCGAUAUUCUGUUUUCUCUGCCAGAUUAUUUGAAUCACACAGGAUGACAUGUUAUAGUAUUGGGGUGGAGGGGGAAUCGAGAGUAAAGAGAUGGGUUUUACUCAUAUUUCUUUCAUGAGCUAGAUGGCACAAGGUCAACUCUUAGCAUUAGUGAGAGGAGAACUGCUGUCCUCUUCAAGCUGUUGGCAUAAAUGUGGUAGUCAGUGGCUUGGAUGUCAAGACCGAGCUGAUAUGAAGACCUUUUGUUGUGUUUUGUUAUGGAGCAGAGCAAGUAAAAAGCAUAUAGCAGGGCUUAAGCCCAAGGCUGACUGCUCUGCUGAAGUAAGGGGCUUUCCUUUAGUCUCCUCCACUUUGAAUGGUUUGGUGUUCAGAAGGGGUUUGCCAGAAGCUAGAGUAAUUUAAGUCACAUGCUGGCUUUUUCCCUCUUAGAUAACAUUCUCUUAAGCCAGUUGCUCUCAAACAUUAGGGUACAUUAUAAUCAUUGAGGAGCUUGUGAAAAAUACAGAAAAUGCCCUUACCUUAGGAGAUUCUGAUUCUGCCAGGGAGAAGACAGGAAUCUGUAUUUUAACAGGAACACCAAGUAACCUUUAUUCAGAUGGCCCCUGGAUCACUAUUUAUAAAACACUACCUUCAACAUCAGUAAAUACUUUUGUACCCAUCAGGUGCUUAACACAACUCCCAGAAGGUGUUUUGAUUAUUUUUUAAUAAUAAGUAAAUGAAAGCAAUUUUAGAGGUAGAAAAUAACAUAAAGUGAACUCAAUUUCAUUUUUUAAGGAAUGAGAGAAGUGACUUGCCUAAGGUUAUCCUAAAAAAUUAGUGGCAGAGCCAGGACUCGAAUUCAAGUCUCCUAAUUCCUUGCUCAGGGCAAUUUCUACUGUAUUAUGCUGUCUGUUAAAACAAUGCCUAUGAACACUUUAUUUUGUCUUUAAUUUGUAUUAUUGUGAAUACCCUUAAACUGGCUAAGACAUUGGAAAAAGGAAGGCAUGGGAGUAGAUGCUGAGAAUUCCAGCCAUAUGAAGAAAAGUAUUUUAAAUUUUAUAGAAAUGUUUAAGCAACCCAAAUACAUGAAUAAAAAUGACUGUUUUUGUUUUUUUUUGUAGGACCUACCAUACAGCCAUUCACACAUGUAUAAAGGUUACAUCUCACUUGGAACAAUGUUGGCCCUAGGACAAAUUUUUAAAAUUAGAUCAAUUUACCAUGGAUGUUUAAAAUUUGGAAAUUUUUUCAUCAUCAAAAAAAUUAUGACAAAGUACAGUGGAAACACAGGUUUGACAUAAACUAAAAAAAAAAAAAAAAAAAAACACUUAAAAGGAAGUUUUUGAGGCAAAAACACUUAAUGUUAACAUUAAAAAUAAGCUACUAAGUGUAACAAUUGUAUUGAUAAUCAAAAGAAGUUUCCAUAAAUUGUAUCACCUUUGGAGAGAGUUCCAUGUCAGAUACUGGGCACACAUAUUGCCCAGCUCUAAACUUCAGUCAUGAUUGUUUAACAACUGUAGAGCAUCUAUCACGUGUCAAAUAAUGGACAUACUUUACUACUAAUCCUCACAGAAACCUUACAAGGUAGGUAGAGGAGUACCAAUUUACUUUGGAGGAAAUGGAGGGUCAGAAAAUUUAAGUGAUUUGCCUUAAGUCACAGAGCUGGGUGGCAUCACUGGGAUUCAAACCCUGGUCUGUUUUAGUCCAAAGCCUAUGCUUAUUACCCUCCCAUUGUGCCCUUUGGUUGGUAAAGGAUGGUAAACUGGCUGGUUAAUUUACUUGUUUUGCAUCCUCUGGAAGUUCUUUAUUACAGAGCUGGCUUACCUUCUGCACCACAUAAAAGAACAUUUACAAGAUUAAUAGUUUCCAUUAGAAUUAAUACUAUAAACUGCAGAGCAUACAUACAGUCCAUUCCUAACUAAAAAACCUCAAGCAAGACAUGUAACUGUAAAAUAAAGAAAAAUAGAGGAUAAAUAGCCUUAUUAAAAAAAAAAAAUAGAGCCGCACGGAUGAAAUGGGCUGUUAAUGUAAAAAUUAACAGCCAGCAAAGAGAACCUUCGUUCUCUUUGAGGUAUGGUCAUGAUCAAAAAGUCACCAGCGAUAUUAAGGAAUUAAAAGUCUUCAGGAAUGGUAUACUAUUAGAGGAAAUUACAUCUUAUAAUUAAAAGGUCCCAUUUCAUUUACAGUGUAAAAUCAAAUGUAGUGUUUUUUACUCUAAAUUUUAUUUAGUCAUUUUUAUUCAUGAUACUUGGUAAACGUAUUAUAAUUGGUAACAUAGUAUAAUUACUGGGAAGUGUAGUAUAAACUAUACUUUGGUUUUAAAAAGCUUUCUGCAGAACAGUAUCUUUAAGGCAAUGCUAUGUUGAAUGAGUUUAGGAACAUCAAAUGCAUAGUAGUUCCUUAUUUUCAAUUGUGAAAAUGAAGUGGCUAAAGCAGAUGAGAUCUCUAUUUUAAUCUUUUGAAGACGUGUGUGGUCUUUUUCCUCAGAAUCCCAAAGAACAUGUAUAUUUUGUCAUUUCUGCUUGUUACAUCCUGAGAAGAAGCUAUACCAAAAAUUUUAGAAAAACAAGGAAAAGGUAGAUCACACGUUCCCCAUUUCUGUCUAGAACCAAGAUCACAUUAUACUAUUAGUAUUAAAGUUUUGUUUGCUAGAAAGUGCAGUGUAGGAAAAAUAUUCUGAGAAUCUUUUAAAAGCCUAAUGUUUCCCAAUUUGUCAGAAUAUAUGGUAUUGGCAUCCAUAAAUACCUGUUAAGCUUGUGUUUAGUAAGAGAAGUAUUCUGAUAACUUACUAAUGACAAUCAUCCCCAUUUAGUGACCAGCAGUGACAGAGAGCUAUGAAAUUUCAUUACGUAAUAAACUCUGUUGGUCAUAAAGCAUAUAUAUGAAUUUUUGGAUAACUAAUGCAUAUCUCUUAAGUGCCAAAAUUUAAAACUUGUAAUUCUUUUUGAUGUCUUUCAAAUAUGUUAGUAUGUCUCCCUGCCUUCUUCUUAAACAGCAUGCUCAGUAUAAUUCACUUUUUCAUGAUGAAAAGUAAAAGUUAUAUUCAUGUAUCAUUACAAAUAUUCAGUGAGCUCUGAUGUAUAUAAAAUAAUUCAUAAAAUGUAAAGGGCUAUAACAAAUAUGAGUUAAUAUCAAUUAUUAUAAAGUGAUUCCCUCAGCCCUGAGGUAUAUGUAAUCGUUUGCCUCAGAUUGCUGGUGUUUUGUUUUUAAUUUAAAAAUGUUUUAUAUCUGCUAAGCAGUUUAUUCUGUCUCCUUCCACACUAUCUAUAUGCCUGCCUCUAAAAGAUUCCCCACUUCUUCUAAUGUGCCGUGUUCAUGUUAUGAGCUGGAACAUGAGAUAACCAGGCCUGCUUAGUGUCUGCAGAUCUGGGCAAGCUCUGGGUACACAGACUUUGAGAUGGCUCUUUUGGUUGUUUACCACCUUUCUGACAGGUUCACAAAAACCUUCUGGAUAAUAUAAAUUUCCAGUUAAAGGCCUAACCUAGUGUUUCUUUUUUUCAGUUGCCACUAAGUAAAAUACUUCAAGCGAAGGGUGUUGCUAGAUUAAGGAACAAACAGCAAUGUACCAAAGAAUAGCAAAGCAACAACAAAGGCUCUGUAUUUGCACAGGGGUCUUUCAUGCUUUUAAGAAAAAAGAAGAAUACAGAGGGGAAAACAAAAUUAAACCCAGAUAGACUUAAGAGUAUUUUUUAUGCCAUUAAAUAACUAUUAAAAUAUAUGCUUAAAUUAUCACAUGUUGUUACAAAGACACAGUUUAGUCUCAUUGCAGAAUAAGAUUGUACCAAAAUUUAUACUCUAAAGAUGAUUCCUAAGAAUUUCUCCCAUUCAAAUGAUAAUAGAAAUGAUUAUCAAAAGGAAAGUCUCAAAUGUACCAGUAUUCUGCUCUCUUUAGUUAUAAAUGAAUAAGCGGUAGUAAUAUGGGUUUUAUCAAAGUUCCAAGGAACACAUCUCACAUACACACAGAUCCUAUAUGUAUGUGUAAUAAUGUCACUAUAAAUAAAAAUGUCACCCAGAGGUAAUAAAAUAAUUUUUAAAUUUAAAUCUGGUCUAACGUAUUUAAAAUAGAAUUUUCAGCUUUCCUAAGUUUCUUCCUCACUUUUCAUAGUUUUUAACCUUAAAAAUGGAAUAUUUGAAUUUUUUUUUUUAAUUCACUAUAUCUAUUUCCAAACUGUGCUUUCUGGUAACUUUUAGAUUCACAUAUUCAGGAAAUUUGGAAUGCCCUAUACAAUAUACUAGACACCAGGAAGUUUUCUCAGUGGGCUCUGAAGUGCUGUAGUUCUUAUGCUAGACUGUAAGCUCCCUGAGGGCAGGGACUGUCUUAUUUAUUCUUGUGUUCUUGUACAGGAUCUGACAGAGUAGUUGCUUCAUAAAUGGUUGUUGAAUGAAUCAAAUUAACCUUCACCAUAUGCGGCCUCAAAUUCCCAUGAAGCCAGAAUUAUUCAGCACUAAAGGAAUUCAUCAUUUAUUAUCACAGUGAACACACUAUGUGCAUCAGAGUCAUACCUGUGGUCAGAAAAACUAUGCCAACUCAUUGAUCUGGAAAACUGCAAGUUUAAGACUCAGUAUUUCAUUCAACAAACAUUUGAAUCCCUACCAUAUGCUUAGUCCAGUACUAGGGACCCAAGGGACUAAGGUUUUCAUAUUCCAUAGGUGCAGCUGAAACAGACUUCAAUGCAGGGCGAGUGAUCUGUGCAGGCAUAUACGGCUCUGCACUGAGAAAGGUCCCGUGCUUGGUUUAAUGCUUGGCUAAAGCCAUGUUGAAAUUCUUAAUUUUUUCAACAGGGGACCCACAUUUUUAUUGUGCACUGGGCUCAUACAUUAUGUAGCUGGCCUGGCUUGGAUAUGAUCAUUUUGAUAUAAUGGAAACAAAAUGAUCCUAUAUAAUAAAAGCCUAAUAUGCUAGGUGUCUGGUCAACCUGUCGACCAUUCAACCAAUCAAAGCAUGAUAUGCUAAUGAUAUGCUAAGGCUGCUCAACUGCUAGCUAUGAUGUGCACUGACCACCAGGGGGCAGAUGCUCCAACCCGUAGUUUAGCUGCUGCCGGGGUCUGGCUGAUUGGGACUGGGUGAGACAGGGCUGGACACGCCCUGGAGCCCUUCUGCAGUCCCUCCCCAGCCCUGAUGGUGCACUGAUGGGGUCCCUCGGCCUGGCCUGUGCCCUCUUGCAAUCCGGGACCCCUCGGGGGAUGUCGAAGAGCUGGUUUCGGCCUGAUCUCUCAGGCCAGGCCGAGGGACCCCACUGGUGCACGAAUUCAUGCACCGGGCCUCUAGUAAGAAUGAUAUUAUCUUUUCACAUUCAUUGAACUAGCCAUAGUGCAUGAUUUAAUAAAAAAAACUUACAAAAUUUAAAAUUAAAACAGAAGUACUCCCUUCCCAACAAACUUUUUAAAAGAUCAAAUGUUUUUCAUUUAAGAAUUAGGAAAGCUUUCUAAACAUGUAAUUGGCUUUCACCUUUUCAAUUGAUUUUUUGUGUGUGUUUUUAUUCAAUUGAAUUGUUUUGAGUUUUUCAAAUGGAUGAAUGUAGAGUUAUAGAUGAAUUUAUUAUCUAAUUACAUACCUAUAUACAAUUUUAAGGUUUUAAUCUUUUAUUAAUAUAUGCACUGAAUAUUUUAGCAUAAGUCUACCUCAUAAUGUGCUUUUAAAAAAUAAAUGCUACUUUGAAACACUUGACACACUUUUUGUGUGUGGCUAACCUGUUUAAAAGGUUGAUUGGCAAAGUGGCAUUUAGCGGUAGUUUGAAAACUUUUGUUUAAAUCGCUUAGGUGUUCAUCUUUAGACCAGAAUCAGGCAUAAUACUCUGGCAGAGGCAGGGAUUUGGUGGUUCUUGUUGGUGAAAGUCUAAACUUUCUCAAUCAUGUAGCCCUAUCAGAAAAAAUUGGAGAAUACACUCUAAAUUUUGAUUAUUUAUAAAUUAUAUAUAUGCAUAUACUAUUGUACAGAUCUAUAUGUACAUUAUAAAACAUGUAUAGAGAUAAAGGAAAUUUUUAAAAUAUAACAUUAAAAAACUCAGUCCCUUCCAGGGAUCACCUUGUGCUUCCACUGUACAUGCAAUUUUGUUUUGUGAAGAUCACUGUUCUAAACACAGAACUGGCAUUUUACACUGAAAACACAUUUAUUAAGAUCUGAUCCAUUCACAUCUGUUCAUUUACACAUUUAUUCAAUAUGAAUGUUUUGUAGAGUUUCAUAAAUUAGUUCUUUAUUCAGUGAAAAUAAUAUUCAUAUAAAUAGAAAGCAUAGUUGACAAAAUUCUACUUUUGUUUGUCAAGCUAUGUACAGUAAUUGCUUCUCAUGUAGACAAAUUAGAACAUGCUAUUUUUUUUUCAGUGUUCCCUAAGAAUAAUUUUUUAAUAUUAUUUAACAGGGUGAUUAGUGGUUCAUUUCACCAUACCACUUUAAUUCACUAGAAAAAUGAUAAUCAAAUUUGGUACACUCACUUUUUUGGUAAGCCAUUGAGAAAAAUAGAAUAAAUUCCUUUCAAUUAUUUUGUGAAAUUAACCAUUUAGAUAAACUGAUUUAACUAACCACAGCACUAAUUAUUUCAGUUAUUCCAAUGACUGACAUGAUAUGGACUAUUUAAAAAUAGAUUUUUUUAAAUUUAACAGGAAAUGAUUAUUUGGCAUGCAUUUAUACUAAUGAAUCAACAACUUAUAUUAGUUUACUAUUCCUUUUUUAAAAUAUAUUUUUAUUGAUUUCAGAGAGGAAGGGAGAGGAAGAGAUAGAAACAUCAAUGAUGAGAGAAUCGUUGAUUGGCUGCCUCUUGCACAACCCCCACUGGGGACCAAGCCCACAACCCAGGCAUGUGCUCUGACCAGGAAUCGAAUCGUGACCUCCUGGUUCAUAGGGCGAUGUUCAAACACUCAGCCACACUGGCUGGGCUAGUUUCCUAUUUCUGAUGUAACAAAUUACCAGGGACUUAGUGGUUAAAACAACAAAUUAAUGUUCACUGAGUUUUCUUCCAGACCCUUCCUUCUGACAGAAGACAGGAAAAGUGGUGCUCAGUCUAGCAUGUGUUCAAGGCACCUGGAGGGCUUCUUAAGACAGACUGCUGGGACCCCAUCCAGACUUUCUGAUUUCAUAGGUUUGUGGUGAGAGCCCCCAUUUUGCAUUGCUCACCCAUUCCCUGUGGCUGCUAUAGUUCUGGAAACCACAGUUUGAGAACUAUGGAUAUUGAAAAUGUAGAGUUUGGAUUUCUCAUGGAUGCCAGAUCCCACGGAUCUUUAUGUAGAUAAAGCCAUUUUAGAGAAGAUCUUAACUUCGGAGGUUGAUAUUAUAGAUGGACAACGUGCAUCCCAUCAACUACACUAUUUAGUACAUUGUCAGUUUGGCAGUCCUUCAGUGAGAGCUAAGACUUUCCUAAUUUAAUAUGAUAUUGAAGUUACUGAGCAGCGAGUUAAGCUAAGAUCGUCUUACCUUCUCAGGAACAGACUGGUGCCCUGUGGCUUGUCUUCUAACUCAGAAAGAGGAGCACUGCUACAGUAAUGCCCCUCUCUGGUGUGAGCUGGGCAGAGCUGCAGCCACCAGAAAAGGAACGAACUAACCAUGGCAGAGACAACUCAAGAUGCUUCUUAACCUUUCUAUAGGAAAUAGCUGUUUCCAUUUAAAUUAUGGGUACACUAGAUUGCUGCAUUAAAAUUAACUUGCAAAAGCUUUCACUUUAAAAGGCUAGUCUUUGGGGAAAAGGAAGGAUCCAAAUUUCAUUGUGAAAGAAUUACUUUUUAAAAGUUCAAUACAAAGUAUCAGAUCUAUUCUGAAUACAUUGUAUUUAUUAAGCAGUUAUUACCUAACUAGAGGACCGAUGCAUGAAAUUUGUGCAAGGGGCUCGGCCCUCACAGCCCCGGUCAUCUGGAAGGUCGUUCAGGUGUUUGGUCUAAUUAGCAUAUUAGCUUUUUAUUUAUAUAGGAUAGUAUUUUUGUGCGUGUAUAUAAUUAAUAAAUGUAUAUAAUUAAAAGAAGGAUUUCCUGGCAUUUAUUGAAAGUCGCAGAGUAUUGGCAGGAAAAUCAUGAUCCCUACCCUGGUCCCUCAAAGGGGUCAGUAGAUUCCUCACCUCUGGGGUAGUCUCAAUAAGAAAUAAAUUGAUUAGGCUCUAUUUUACCCACCAGCCCUGUCACAACCUGUGAGGGGUAUACUAAGAAUAACUAAACUAAAAGAACUAAACUCAAUCUCUCAAUAUAUCAGUAAUACCAAAUAUUGUGAUAAACCCCCAAAUGAUUUUUCUCAACAUUUUAUUAUAAAAAUGUUCAAACAUACAGCAAAGUUGAAAGAAUUUUACAGUGAACAUCUGUUUACCAAGAUUCUACCAUUAACAUUUUACUAUGCUUGUUUUAUCAAAUACUCCAUCCAUCUUAAUUUUUAUGUAUUUUGAAUAAAUUACAGAUAUCUGUACACAUCCUUCUAAAAAUCCUCAGCAAUACAUAUCAUUAACUAAAGUUCAGUAUUUUUUCUUUUGUUGAAAAAUUUCAUUGAUGCCCACAAAUAUUAAUGGCAUGCCCUCUAAGUUUAUACAAAUGUAUACACUUGUAUACAUUUGCCCAAACCUGUAUCAAUAUACGUAGAUUACAGUACCACCAUCACCCCAGAAAGUCCCCUCAUGACCCUUCCCAGGUAAGUCCCUUCCCCAUCCCUCCCAGAAGCAGCCAGGUGUUUUUUUCCCCCCACCAUAGAGUUGUCUGAAUGUCAUAUGAAUGGAAUCAUACAUUAUGCAUUCCCCAUGAUGUUUUUAAAAGACACAUUCUUAGCCUGGCUGGCGUGGCUCGGUGGUUGAGUGUUGACCUGUAAACCAGAUCACAGUUUGAUUCCCAAUCAAGGCACAUGCCCAAGUUGUGAGCUCCAUCCCCAUUGGAGGGCGUGGAGGAGACAGCCAAUCAAUGAUUAUCUCUCUCCCUUCAUCUGUGAAAUAAAUCAAAAUACAUCUUUUUUAAAAAAAAAAAAACAACACAACAAAUUCUUAGAAAAAGUGUCUCUGAAACAGGGAAAGUAAUAGUGAUAAAGACAACAUCUGGGAUCAGAUUUUGAGUCAUUCAUUGAGCAGAUGUGAGACUCUCUAGUCUGUGGAUACAAAGACAUUGUGUCUUGAAGGACACAGCACACCAUGGGAGAGCAGGUUGAGACAGUCACCACAUGCACAGACCUAAUUUAGCCUGGAGUCACUGGGGCAUCAAGGGAGGUUUAAAUUUUUACUUUGGAACUUGUCUCAGGCACCCAAUGCUCUAUUUCCACAAGUCUAGAAUCUUAUAAUUCAAAAUGAUUUGUCUUUAAGUAAGGGCAGUUUUAUAGUACUGACCAAAUGUUGGCAAAUUUGCUAAACAAAUAAAAAAUAAACAAUAAAAGGCACAAAUUGAAAUUAGUAGAUAGUUAGCAUUGCCCCCAGACACAAACCCAACAUGCAUUCCUGCCCCUGGGCCCUGAGCUGCAGAAGCUUUGAAGAGCCCCAAAGCGCCACCACGAAGUUUUCAUCCUCUUGGACUUCGCCUUAGCUUUCUCAAGGCCUCACACCUAUUACAUCUCCAAGUUCAGGCCCUCACUUAACUUCUUUCCUCUUUACCUUCAUAUUUUACACACAGAUUACCAAAGAAAAGUCUUUAGUUCCCAUACAUACCCACUUUUUCCUACUUGAAACUAUGCCUCUUUCCUAGUGGAGUGAGGAGUGAAGAGCCCAAAAACCCUGUACAUUUCUUUCUUAAAUGAUUUUCCCAGAAAACUAGAAGGAUUAAGGGAAGUUCUGAAGCUUCUUUUUACCCAAGAGAAAGCUCUAGGCCAGGAGCCACCCAUUACUUGACCCUUGUAACUAAAUGAAUUUAUUUCCCUUGUGUGGUGUGCUCUGUACCAGCAACUAACUGCUGACUAAUCAUGACUAGUUUUAUUGUUGAUGAUUAAAACGUUCUUCUUGCCCUUCAUCACCUUCAUUAGGCUUAGUUCUACAAGUUACAGUGCCAGAAGGGAUAAGGAAAAUGGAGUGCCUGGACAUACACGCAAUCUUGAUGCAUGCAGGAACUUUUCUUUUGGUCUCAAAUUGGCUACACAUUUCUCAGAUGAAAGGAUAGCUGCCAGUGUUAAAAAGGAAAAUCAAGAACUCACCAGUCAUUUAGCUCAUAAAUGUUACGGACUUCGUGUUUGUGCCACCCAGAAAGCUAAUAGGUUGAAACCCUCAAUGUGAUGGUAUUUAGAAAUGAGGCCUUUGAGAGGCAAUGAGGUGUAAAUGAGGUCAUGAGGAUCUCUCUGCCAUGAGAGGGCACAGUGAGAAGUCUGCACACUAAGAAGAGGCCUCUCACCAGGAGUCAAAUCUGCCAGCACCUUCAUCUUGGACUUCCCAGCCUCCGGAACUGAGAGAAAUGUCUGUUGUUUAAGCCAUCCACUCUAUGGUAUUUCGUUAUGGCAGCCUGAGCAGUGUAAACAUCCUUUCCUAAACCUCCAUGACCCCUCAAGGAAUGAAGGUCAGACAGGCUGUUACAGAAUGCUGUGAUCCUGAAUAGCCACGUGUCCCUUCACUCUGAUUCCUAGAGAAAUAUUUAUACCUAUCAGGUGUCAGUCACCUGCCAGGCACUUGAAACACUGAAAUCUAGAGCAGAAUCCCUGCCUUAUGGAGCUGGCAUUGGAAAGGGGGAAAAAGCAUACAAUAAUCACCAUAUAGUUAAAACAGGGAUGUGAUAGCAAUAGAACAUUUAAAAGGGGGACCUGACUUAGUCCUGCAAGUGUGGGCUGUAUUCUCUAAAGUGGCAGCUGAUCUUACUCUCAAGUCCUCAGCGGGAAUUAAUGAGUGAAUCGGCAGGGUGCGGUGUACGGGCAGAGGACCUCUGCAUGGGUCAAGGCCAGGCGGCUCCAGGAUGGAAGUCCUUGUGCUGAGGGCAGUGACUGGGCAGGCAGUUUUAGCUAGAGAUGAGAGUAAAGGUGGCAGGGCCUGGAUCAUUUCAUCUAAAAAGAUCAGUCAGCAACAUGAAGAAUGGAUUAGAGAUGAGAAUUUAGAUAAAUACUAGUCUCAAUUUCUGCUUCAAAAUCAGAUAGGUUCAUCUGGG